This is a messenger RNA of Oikopleura dioica, 15036 nucleotides long. NCBI's taxonomy places the organism in Eukaryota, Metazoa, Chordata, Appendicularia, Copelata, Oikopleuridae. The record is from the annotation of a GenBank genome assembly.
AUGCAAGCCGAUUUGAUUGCAAAGGAGAAGAGAAACGCAAAUUAUAUUUGGUUCAGUACUAAGUGCGAUGAUUUUAUCGACAGGAAAGAGUUUGAAAUAUCAACGAACUGUCGUCAAACUUCAAACUACUUCUUUGAUUACGAGUGGACGUCUUGGGCCGACUGGGGAAGCUGUUCAAGCUCAUGUGGACUUGGCACCAGGCAACGAAGUCGAUCUUGUGGCCAAAAGAAGCAGAAUUAUAAUGAAUUUGCAGCUAUUCCAAGCGAAAGAUUCACCGUUUUGCCCGUUGAUGAAGUCCGACUUUGCGCCAAUCUUGAGGAGGACUACAUCGAAAACCAGCCUUGUUUGAAUUCAACCUGUCCGGUUAUCACUGAAUGGUCGAACUGGUCUGAUUGUUCUGAGACUUGUGGUACUGGAGUUCUUUAUCGCAAUAGAAAGUGUGAAGUGUCUGGUGAUGAGUGCCUCGGUGGAGAAUUUGAAGCAGAAAUUUGUGAAACAAACGAAAAGUGUGCGACUGCAGUGUCACCUGAAAAUGUAACCAUAGACAAUAUGACAGUGUCAACAGUAUCUACUACAGUUUCUUCAGCGACAGAGAAAGCUAGCGAGUGCGUUUGCGAAGAACCUGAAGUUAAAGAAAUCAUCAAAGAAGUCGAUAAAGUUAUAGAAGUUGAGUCCGAAGAAUGUGAAGCAUUGAAAAGACAGGGACUGCCGCCAUGUGUUUAUGAAAUCAUGCAGAACAUGACAUAUAUAAAUGGAAAAAGUAAUCUUUUAUUCGAUCAAAGUGCGACGUUCAGCUUCACUCUGGACAAUGUCAGAAUCCCCUAUGCUCUUGAUGGCAACGUGACUGACAUGCUGAUGGAAAUAUCGAGAAAUCUAACCGUCGUUACCCAGAACUUGACUUUAUUUAGUUACAACUUGACAGACCCAGUAUUUGAAAAUGUAACAAUUGGUGAGACUCAAAUUUGGGAAUUCGGUUUGACAAGAGCGAAUCUUGAGGCCAGAAGGCUUUCAGAAUCAAUUCUAUCAUCUGUCAGUGGGAUUAUAAGAGACGAAGUGGAGUUGCUUGUUGAGAGAGCAAAUCUAACAGUUAAUCAGUCAAUAGAACUCAUCGAUGUGAAGCAAGGAGACCGGCUGUAUACUAUCGCCAAGCUUCAAAAAACACGAGAUGAUGUAGGAAACAUAACGUGCGAGGUGGACAGUCUUUUUGAACGAUUUGUAGUCGACUUUCUUGUUGACGAACCUAAGCGCAUCAAGCAUAUUAUUAACGAUGUCAAUUCAGUAAUCGACGAGCUAGAAGAGGCAAAGAGUCAAUCGAUAUAUUUUAUGAGAGCCUUAUCGACUGAAUUCAGUAGAAAUCUCACUUCAGCUAUAGAAUCAGAAAUGAGAAUGGCGGAGGAACUGAAGCAAGUAGAACUCAUUCUUAUCAACAAAGAAAAGCUGGUUGAAGAUCAAUCGGAGAAGAUAGACACCUGUGGGGCCAAUCUUGAAAGUACUCUUGAAAAAUAUUUGGAUUGUCGGGUUCCAAAGAGGAUGAUGAACGGAUCGAUUUACGGAACAGACUCCUAUCUUCAGCCGGAAAAGAAAAUACACGAUUCGCUCCAAAACUUCGUUCCUUCUUAUGGCACUGAAAAUGGAACAUUCACUUGUCCGAAUUUCUGGAAUUACAAAAACUCUCUUUUCUACGUUUUCAAUACUAUCGCCGUUUUGGGGAGCAAAGACAUGGAGCCCUUCACAACAUCGGGAAAGGUUUUCAAGUGCGAAAACGGCGGUUCGUGUUUCACUCUCGCAAAAGGGAUGAUCUGUCGCUGCCCGAUCGAGUUUUACGGAGCUAAAUGCCAGCAUCAGCGAUUCGCCCUCCCUUCGAAACCAGAAUUUUUGACCGUCGUGGCAAAUUUCAACGAAAUCAUCAUCAAAUGGCUGCCGAUUUUCGAAGAUUCAAGCAGCAAUACAGUCAUCGAAAGUUUGAAAGUGUCCAUCGGAAGCGAUGUCUACAGUAUUUCCGACUUUAAUUCCAAUCAGCUCAAGAAAUCAAUCGCUCCUGAUACCGAAGUUGAACUAAAAAUUCACGUUAUCUACAAAAACGGAAUUAUGGCUGAGUCUGAGGUUUACAACAUUAGAUCUGCUCCGGAACUUCAGAAGCCUGAGAUUCUUGAGCGACUCUCAAAUAUUGUCAAAAUGAAAUUUGGUGACGACUCUCUUGUAGAAAGAUAUACAGUAAUGCGCACAUACAAAAAGAGGAUUGGUAAAGACAGAUACAGUGCGCCCAUUUUCGAAGGUAGAUCCGGAGAGAUGAAUGUUGUGCCCCAAAUUGCAUUUCCGAGUGGACGAGAUGUUACUCUUGCGAUUCAAGGCCAGACUGAAUUCGGCUUGACUAACAUCAAGGAAGUCACAAUAAGAAUAAAGCAUGCAGCUCCUCUCUUUAUUGCCGAAAAAAUAAAAGUGGGAAUCACUAAAGUGGAACUUUACUGGAAACAGGAAAUGGACGAAGAAGAUGCUUCCAUCGAUCGAGCCCGCGGAUAUCGCCUUGAAAUCUUCAAAGGUCAGUACAGAAUAAAAACCUUCAAUUUGGAUCGUGCAGUAAACAAGAAGGAAAUUUUUGGUUUGAAGGCGGGUACAGAAUACACCGCAAAAAUCAUUGCCACGAGUCCAAAGGAUCAAGGAAACUCUCCUUGGGCAUACUUCGAAUUCGCAACUGCUCCUAUUCGAGAUACCAGACCACUCUUGGAUUGCAUCCCUACGACUGUUUACUCGACUUACUUGAAAAUCGACUGUGGAGAUUCUUUCAAUACAUCUCAGCCGCUAACCGCUUUUGUUGAAGCCUCAAAAGUCGAAUCUGAUCAAACUGUUCGUGAGAUAUUGGUUGAAGAUUUAGAAAUUCAUGGACUCGAGCCUUACAAUACUUACAAAAUCUCAAUUUCAAGCGAAGAGUUUCAAAUAAAACCCUUCAUCAUAUCUACGGCACCAGCUCUUGGUGAAAUAAAUGCUGUCGUUAAUGGUGAUUACAUCGAUUACAACUGGAAUGGACACUAUGGAAAAAGUGGAAAGUUUGAGGUCCUCUUGGGGUCUGCUGAUCCGAUUAUUAUCGAGAGAAAUUUCUUGAGAAGAGAUAUACUGAAGGCGGGCAAUGAAUAUUCCUUCAAAAUUCGUGAGAUUUUUGAAAAAGGAACAAGCUAUCAACUCACGUCAGAUUAUGAGGAAGUUCUUUCAACAACACCGGAAGAGAUGGAUUUCAUCAUUGAAGAGAGCCAAGAGGUUGGAAUUAUGGUUGUUUGGGACGCAUCUCAAAAUGUCUUCUCUGGCCUUAAAAUUACUACCAAACCACCUCUGAAAGGAGAACUUAGCCCAGAAUACAGUAUGAAUAUGCUUCAGAUACCAGAAGAUUUGUACUUUCCUGACGUCAAUUACGAGAUUACAAUUCAAGCUCACUCAGCCGAUUUGAAGACGAUGUCCAAAGAAUUCUCGUAUUCUUUGACCACGAAGAGUAGAUUGCCACUUGUCAUAGACAGGGAAAUCGAAACAGACAGAAUCAAACUCCUUGUUGAGCAUGUUGCUGACGAGUUAUCGGUAAAAAACGCAGGAUCGAGCAAAAUCGUCAAAUCAGAAACUGGACUGGUAUCACUAGAAGAUCUUGUCCCCGAUACAAAAUAUCAUUUCCAGCUUUCUACGAAAAAUUCCUUCGUCGCUUAUGAAAGUUUGUCGACGCUUCCAGAACUUAGAGUGUCUAUUCUCCAAGUUGGCGCCAACAAUGCAUCUGUUGAAUUCCAGAGUGUGGGAAAUGGUUGGAAAAGCGCUUAUGAAGUCUGGUGUUCGAUAAAUUCUAAAGAAAUGGUAUUCAAGCAAAAGUCUGUAACACUAGCAGAUCUUGAGCAAGGAACUACCUAUGAGAUGUCCUGCAGUUUAAUGAAUACGGAAUCAAGAGAAAAAUCUUCAGCGAAGAUUGAACGCUUCAGGACGGAACCAGGACCUCCAGAGUUUAACCUUUUGUCGACAGAAGAAAGUAUCGCCAUCAUAUGGAAGGCUGAUGGUAAUGUCGAAUCUAUCGCAAUCGAAAUUACAAGAUCUGAUAAUCCAUCUUACUCCAGAAGCAUGAUAUCCACUUCGUCGCCAGAAACGAUCACAGGGCUCGAUCCUGAUAUUUUAUACACACUCAAAGUUAUGUCUUAUCAAGAUAUUUUAAUGAAUUACUUCGUCGAUACCAAAUACAGCGAAGAAAAAACAAUACAAACUAAGGCACCCCUGUUUUAUGGAGAAAAAUCUUCAUCAAAUGAUGACGAAUUUCUGAUCAAAAGAAGCAUCAAAAAUGAUCUUGUCAGAUACUUCAAUCCUGAUCACAUUAAAGAAAUUAACAUUAUUUCUGUGAUCAAAGAUGGGUACAAAUACGUGGCUUUCUACGAUAUUUCUUUUUCCAUUCUCGUCGACGAGUAUCACAGAGGUGUAUUGGGAAUGGAACUGAUUCCGCAACUUGAAUCGCCUGAAAAGCUGGAUAUACCGUCGAUUGACACAGAGUCAGUCGAGGUUUCGUGGUACGCAUAUCACAUUGCCAGAGACCAAAAUGUCGAUGUGGAACUUUACGAACUUAAAAUUGACUGUGUCAACAGUGGUCAAAAACUUCUCGAAUUCGAGGGAAUUUUCCGACGCCACACAUUUUCUUCAAUGAUUUCAGGCGAUCAAUGUUGCGUCAAGCAUCGCGCGAAAGUUGAAGGCUUUUGGUCUAAGUGGAGUAAAGAUGUCAUUGUAAGAAUUCCUUUCGUAAAGCCAAGCUUUAAAAUCUCUUCGACGACGGACUCUGCGAUUUCGCUCACCCUGCAAAACGCAGACAAAUCGAUUAGAGGUUAUGAAGUUGAUAUUUAUUGGAUUGACUCUUCGACAGGCGAAGUGAUGAAACCGGAGCAAUAUCUCUCUGGCGACCUCGGAUCUGAUAUUUAUCCUGAAGCAGAUAAAUUAUUUGUUGAAAAUCUACCUUCGGAUAUUGCAAUGAAUGUGUCAAUAGUCGGCUACUUUGGCUUUAUGGGACAAGAGUACACGGAAUAUUCUGAUGAGAUAAUAGCGGUCACGAAAUCAGCACCAUUGACUUCUGAUGAUAUCAUUUGCGAGCGAACUUCAAAUGGCCAGUUUUAUACUGAUAUCAAUAGCAAAAAAACUGUGCGAGUUGAAAUUUCGGGAAUCAAGGAAGAUAGUCGCGAGCCGAUGCAAAUUCGAUCAGUAGAGAUUGACUCUUCAUUACGAUAUGAGUUUUCGUCUCCUGCUAUCAUCGAUGACAUUUUCGCUUACGCUGUCUCUGUUAACGAUUUCUCUAAAUCUGGAAAAAAUCCCGUUGCUUGGUGCUUUGAGAAACCAAUCGUCAUCUUCAAUGAAAUAGAGUUCGUAAAGGAUGCAAUAAUUGUAUCCUGGUACAGUACUUAUAAAUAUCAUACCUGGAACGUACAAAUAUUUAAAUCCGACGGUUCUGUUUCAUACCAAUCCACGAAGUUGUCUUCGAGUUCACUUGUUCUGGAGAAUCUUGAUUCACAAGAGGUGUAUUCGAUAGAGAUUUUCGGGAACAAAGUAAAUUUCGCCCUUCACGAUGAUUCUUACGUCUCUAUUCCAUCAAGCGAGGUUGGAUUAUUGGAAAACAUAAAACAACCAUUGAGAAAAAUAACAUUCGAUGCAGCCAUAAAUUAUCAAGGAGAACUUGAAGUGCUAUUCACGAGUGAUAUUUCAAAUUAUGAUGCAAUUCAACUGCAGUUGGCUGGAAAGUCGGACUUUGAAAUGGUAUCUGUGGACCCUGACUCGUCAAUAUUGCACAAGUUCUAUCCGAACUCGACUUUACAGUAUACUGAAGUUACUGUAACUGCUUCGUUAGGAACCAGAAUAACUUCAAGCUCCGAGACUGUAACACUUCCACCAUCUGCUCCAAACGUUUCCUAUGAGGAUGGAAUUAUAAGCUCUCAAACGCAUAUUGAACUUGAUAUCGAGGAAUUGAAAUUCACAGAUAAUUUAAAGUCGUUUUUGUUCCUCUCCCCUGGGGAAAAUAACCUAUUCCUCGAUACGUCCGACUACAAACUCAAUUUCAGAGCUUGCGAUAGGGUGAGAUGCUCUAGCGACGAUUCAAUUUUCAUUGGAAAGGAUUUUGAGAACGGGGAGUCAUCAACUUGGUCGGAAUUCGAUGGGUGCUCGUGGAAGAUCUCGUCCACUUGCGGCUAUGGAAAGCAAUCACGAUUUAGAUCUUUGCCUCUUGGGGCUAAAGCAAGCUAUGAAGAAUCAAAGCUUUGUUUUGUUGGCGAUGUAUGCGAAGAAGAGUUUCAAACAGCCCCAGAGACUUUCGUAAUAAACAUGCCUGACUUCCAGAAGGACGGUUUGGGUUCGACUACUGACUUUCGAGAUUUUGAAAGGAUAACAUCGAAUGAAACAGGGGGUACUAGCAUCGAUACAUGUGUAGAGGUUAACAAUGGAUUUUGGACGAGCUUUAAGCUUUCAUCCGUUUCCUCUAUUCACAUUGUCAGUGUUGAUGCAGAUGAUGUUUAUGUUGGAGACAAACCUAAUUCUGGCGAAAGAUGUUCGAAGUCCGGUACAAUCUUUCACUGUUCCAUGGCAAUUGGUGACCACAUCACCAUGUUAUUAGAUCAGUCACGAGGACCAAUAACGGAAUCGACAACACUCUGUCCGAAAAUCUACUCAACGAUACCAGAGAUGAACUGGUCUUCUUGGUCUGAAUGGACUGGAUGUUCUCGUAAAUGCGGUAGUGGUAUCCGUUCAAGAUCGCGAACAUGCGUCAGCGCUAGAAUAUUCGAAAGUUGUGAGGGUUCGAGCGAAGAAAAACAACCCUGUGGAGAAAGCGUCUGUAACGACGAAAGAAAUAUUAUCAGUGGGACGAUGUCUUCUGACUGGCUUGGUCGAACCACUUCUGGAGCCGUGACGGAUGGUAAACGAGGCACUUGUUUGACUUCUGCUGUCGGACCCAACCCAUAUAUCGAGAUUGAUGCAAGAAAACCGUUUUCAAUUUUCGCACUAAGAAUCAAAGAUACUGUUACAUCUCCUCUUGAAAUUACGAUCGACGAAGAACACUGCGCGUUUGUUUCUUCGUCGAUAAAAGAAGCAGUUUUUUGCUCAAAUGGUCCUAUUACAGGAUCAAAAAUUCGAAUAACCUCGUUGGAUAAAUCUAAAAACUCCCUCAUUCUCUGCGAAGUUGAAGCAUAUGGUAAGCGUGACUUCCAGUGGUCAAGCUGGACGGAAUGGACUCCAUGCAACGGAAAGUGCCAUUUUGGUCUGCGAGAACGAACACGCGACUGUGAGGAUGAAUCCUGUGGAUCAGAAUGGAUUCAGCAGCGACAUUGCUCGCUCGGCCCAUGUUUUGAUCAUGAACCACUUGAAAUAGCAAAUCUUGAGAUGUCUAAAACAUAUGACUACUCACCAGCUUGGUUACUCGUUCAGAAUCCCGAUGAAGAAAAAUCUUGCAGAGUUGCUGAAGCAGAGGGUUCAUGCUGCGCGUUAACAUCGCCUGGUAACCAACCGACCAUCACAGUCGAACUUGCUGACGCAAAUGAGAUUAAUCUGAUAAGAUUGCAGCUUCCAAAAGACUUCACUGUGAAAAUAAGUGCACGGAUGGGCCUCACUGAGAAAUUCGAAGAUUCGGUAUUCUGUGGAACAGAAGAAGGAGAAGAUAACCUACUUAUUUAUUGUGGAGCGCAAGUUCCCGUGAAAUAUAUUUUCCUACAGGCUGUUGGGCAAUUUGCAUCGCUUUCAGCUUGCUCUAUUGAAAUUUUCGGGCAACAAUCAGCAUCACAAGACAAAUUUGACACGGGACUCACGACCGAAUGUGCAGUUGUUCCAGCAAAUGACACGAUCGUCGCACUUAUGAAUCGCUACAGAUCUGAAGUCUCAGGAGCAAAUAUGUUCAUGCUGAACUGGAACGAGGACUUGGCGCUAUAUGCUGAAAGUAUUGCCGGAGAAACAAUUUCGCGAUCAGUAUCUCGCGUUUCUGUAGGCUUUGGAGCGAGCUGGAACGAAAUAAUCUACUCGUGGGCAGACGAAAAGAGAUAUUUCUCCAAUUUAGAGGGAGAGUGUGUUUUUCCAUGCGGUGGAUACCGAAAUUUAUUGAAUUCAAUGAACACUCAAGUUGGAUGCGCCUCGAAAGGAAAUAGAUUCAUAUGCGUAUUUGAUGAAGGAUUCGCUAGUAAAUCUAUUCCAUAUCUGCUUGGUAAACCAUGCUCAAGUUGCCAUACGAACUAUGGAUGCGAAAGUGGACUUUGUCUUUCGUCUCUAGCUACUUGUGAUUCUGUGAAUAUUUCAAAUAAGAAAAAGAAGCCAGAUAUUGCGCCUGUUACCCCAAAACUUCCACCGAUGGUCUCUAUAAAACGACUCCCAUUAACUGUAACAGAACCUGGACGAUUCUUGAGCAAUGAAAAAUUCAAUGAAGGAGCCAAAUACUCAGAAAACGAUUUACGCGAAUGGAUAAUCGACGUCGAUGGAGCGAAGGGAUUCGAGUUCACCAUUCUUCAAAUGAAUUUGGACCAAGAGUGCGAAGAUCACGUCGUUUUCACCGAUUUCGCUACCUCAGAAAAUCUCUUUACGAUGAAAGACUGUGACCCCAAAAUGAGCAGAUUGGCGGCAACGAAAGUUCCAUUUGCUGUCACAGCUGAGAAAGUAAAAGUUGAAAUGGUCAUAAAGUCUCAGCGAUCAAAGCGUGGAAAUGGAUUCAAAGUAUAUUACACAGCUCUUUUCUCUGAUGUUGACGCAAGCUUUUCUACCCCGGCACCGAAUUUAUGCGUAAUUGAUCGACCUUGUGGAGCAGGAGGCACCUGCUUUCCGGACGAAGAGUCUGGUUACCGCUGCGACUGCCACGAUGGUUUUAUAACGCAUCCUCUCUAUGAGAAUAGAUGUAUAGACAUAGACGAAUGUUUCGAAACCGAUUUGGAUAAAGAACGAACCUUCCUUGCCACAUUCUACGCGUUUCCGCAGCUCUUGCCUCUAGCUUUAUCGGGCGAGAUCUUCAGCUUGACAAAAGAGGAGUUGAAAGCGUCUGUUGGAACAGUUUCUCUGAAAAGCACAGUAAUAUCGCAUGAUUCAGUGAUUCUAAAACUAGAAACUUGCAGGAGCUUUUGCGAAAGCUCAAUGAACUUCGGUUUGUGCCUUGCAAAGUGCAUCGUCGGGAGAUUCGAUCCAAAUCUUUCCAGAUCAUUGUUUGAUGAAAGCUUUCCCGACUGCAAUUAUCUCUCUAACAACACAGACGAAUGGAAAGAAUGCAAAGUCAAACGUAAUAUUCCAAGCAAGAUUCUUGAUGGCCCGUUUGAAUUUAUUAAUUCUUGCUUGGAUUCGUUUACCUUCGACAUUUGCGCACAACUUGGAGAUCUUCUUACGUCAGCAGAUCGUGAGCAGGCACAGAAAGAUAUUAAUGACGUUAGUCUAUCUAUUCAAUGCUGGACAAAAUGUGAAGGACAGGACAACUCGGCUCUUUGCGCUACUCGAUGUCUCGCUAAAGAUCGUCUCUCGAUCGAAAUUUACCACUUUACCAAUUGGAUUUUUGAGUGCAUCGAUGAGUGCGCUUCGGAUGCAACUGGAGGAAUGUGUUUUGCUGUAUGCUUCCAAAGUAGAACAGGUCAUGUGAACUCAGAGGCUUCCACGCAGAUGAUGAUGGGGUGCACUGGAACAUGUAUGAGUGACUUGAAAUGCAUUCUUGGCUGUCUCUUUGAAGAAAAUGAAAUUCGCUCUCUUCAGCGGGGCAACCUCCUUUCUACUCUCAUCUUUUGCUACGAAUCUUGCAAAUUGGAUGACAUGGAGUGCAUCAUAAUGUGUGCAAACGAAGAUCAUCUCGGCGUCCUAGUUGGAUGUGCCGACGAAUGCAACGAUUCAUUAUAUGCUGGUGUUUGUCACAUGAUGUGCGUGGAGAAAAUGGCUGAAAUCAAGGUUCUUGAGGAAUCAUUCUACUCUGAUCUGUUGAGUUGCGAUGAAACGGAUUGUAGAAAUAGCUUUGCAAAUGAAUUUUGUCAAAAAGAGUGUUCUGUUGAAGAUCUCAAUUGUUAUGGACACUGCUAUGUUAAUGAAAAACGGUUCAAAGCUUCGUCAAACUCCGAACUCACGAAUUUCUUUGUUUUCAAUCUGGACUGCUCUUGUCUUUGCAAAGAGGAAGGAGAUCUUUGCCCAGAUUAUUGCCAAGAAAAGUAUUUUGAAAAGUAUGAUUUGCCAGAAGAGGCUACACUUUGUAAAGAAGAAUUCUUCUAUAGCCAAGAUUGCUUGAGUAUCGCACUUGGAAUUGAUCUUGAUCCGCUUCAACUUCUUCCAGAGCUUGUGAGUUGCAUGAGUUCAGGUGUGUGCGAAAAAACAGAUGAUGAUUGCGUUUUAUCCUGUUUGUAUCGUCGCGCAAAAUUAUCUUCAAUCAAACGGCCAAGUCUUCUUGUUGAAGAAGGUACAGCUGAUAAUGGAAAAAUCACGAAGCUGGAAUCAUGGAAGAGUAUUGUAGAACAGUACGAAGAACCUCAAGUUUACGCCGCGUCACACCUCCAAAAAAUGCCAGACCAGAUGCGCUGUCCACUCUUUGCCAGCUGUGUCAACACAGUAGGAAAUUACCGAUGCAUAUGUGAGCAAGGAUUACAGUAUGAUGAAGAACUCAACGCUUGUACGACAAAGGAAGUCAACACAGCUAUCUUAGACGUUCUCAAGGACCAAUCUGAUUCAACCGUCAUGAUGAAAACAGAAAAGGAAAUAAUAAGAAACAGUGGGUAUCCAUUCGGUUACGGUAAAAAUGGGAACGAAGCUACGGAAUGGCUCCUAAGUCCUCCAUCUACUAAAGCUUUUCGACUUACUUUUGAUGAUUUCAGCUUGGAAAAUGCGAUAUCAAACUGUGUUGACAAGCUUGAAAUAUUUGCUAUGAUCGACAGCAUUGAAAUUCCACUCGCAACCAUCACUGGAUGUUCCUCAUCAUUUUCAGCAUCGAAAUUUUCAAGUGAAAAUAGUCUUGUUGGCCUCAGACUAAAAUUAUUAAACACUUCCAUCGUGAAAAUACGGUUUGUUAUUGGAAAAGCUGGAACCUUGAGGGGCGCAGGUUUCAAAAUCUCGUAUGAAGCUUUCGAACAGAAUUGUGAUGUCAUGAGCUGUGAUGAGGAUAUUUGCAUUUUUGCGGAGGAAACUGAUGAUUGCUUGGAGUCUCAACGAGUCACCGAAAAUAUUCUUUCUCCUACUCAGACUGUCGUAUUCACUGAAGAGACUAAACAAAUCGAGAACAUCUCCUCAUUUUUGCCAACAGGCUCAAAAGACCUUGAAAAAGAAGAGAUAAAUCAUCCCGAAUCAACCGUAGCAACCUCUUCCGCAAUCAAUAUCAUCGAAAAUGUAUUCUCUCAUAACACAAGAGAAACGACAAGUUCGACUUUAUCGUCAACUACGGAGCAUAUUCAUACAACGACGGAUACCACAACAACUUUGAUCGCGACUUCUUCAGAGGGAAAUACAGACACUUUAAUUCAAAGCAUCCCAGCAACAAUAGCAUCUUCCACAAAAGUCGAAGCAACGACUAUUCGUGAAACAACAACAAAAUCUACGACCACUAUAUCUACGACAACCAUAUCAGCAACUACCUUGGCAACAACUGUAUCAACAUUGAGAACACCUAAAGACACAACUGAUAUUGAGUGGUUUACCCAAACGCAAUCGUCAGAAACCACAAGCACACCGUCAACGGCUUCAACAUCGUCGAUCGCAACAUCAGCAUCAACCACAGUAUCAUCAGCAUCCGCGAUUUCAGAAGAUUCAACACAAGCAAUGACAAGUUUAAUAACUUCUACAAGGACGAUAGAAACGACCUCAACGGGAACAACAUCGACUGGAACGACAUCAACCGAAGCUCUAGCAAAUCAAGAUAAUUCUUCAAUAAAAUUAGAAACUCCAUCAGAAGAAAUUAUUCAACCAUCAGACAAAUCGACAACAGCGGAGCCAACAACAACCAUUUUCUCUAUGGAGACUACAACCUUUACGCAGCCGCAAACUUUUAAACAAGAGCCGGUAUGGCGGCUUCAAGGAGAAACAACAACUCAGGAACCGACCACCGAAGUAACUGAGCCAUAUGUAAAAGAGACUAAAAUUCCACAACUCGAAAUGGGAACAACUGUCGUCUUGACAACAAUGGAAGAGUCACAAACCCCUGAAAGCUCAACAAUUUAUUCGAAACUGGAUUCAAUAACUGAGUCCUCCUCGACUUCUUUGACCACAGCAACUUCAUCACCUGAUAAGGAAUUCACAAUAUCAAAUACGAUAGAUCCGACAGAAUCAACAACAACGGUUUCAGAGGCUUCUUCAAAUUCUAAAAUUAUAUCAACUUCAUCAAUUUCCACCAAUGCCUCAACCAAGCCUCCAGUAACGACUACAACUAAACCCGGCUGCUAUCUCGCUCUUUUUGGCUUGAAGAUAUCGAAUCACAGCAAGAACUUCCCACGAAACAUCGAUAAAGUUAAAAACCAGAUUCAACUAAGUCUCAAUGAAGAUGUGGAUUUCAAUGAGAAUAUAAACUUUGAACAUGAAUCUGGGAAGCAAGGAUUCAAGUUGUUCACGUUCCUUGGAGUUGACAUUGAGGCGACGCAAGAAAUAGACUAUGAUUGGGCACUCUCAGCUAUAAUGAAAACACUUAUAAAUUGGUCGAGAUCACUCAAAAUUGAGGUUUUGGAUAAAUACACUGGUGAAUGCGAUCUCGGUGGAACUUUUAAUAUCAGCGAUAUAUUUGUGCAUCCAUCAACGACCCCUGCUCCAAUCAUAUCAACAACUCCGAAAAAAGGCCAUUGGUUCAAGCCUCUUUCGAUCGUUCAAGUAAACAAAAAUAAUGAUGUCCCUGUUAUCGCUCCUCUGUUCUUGGAAAAUAAGAAGGAAGAUUCGAAUAAGAAUACAGUUUCAGCUGUUGCGCCUUUAUUUGCAUUGCCUGUGCCAGAAGAAGGGCAACAGAGUAAGAAAACCUCGGUGCAAAGCAUACAAUCAUAUACUUUCGCUCCAUUAAUCCAAAAUAGCUUGCUUGAAUCUGCUGACAACGAAAUGACAUUUUUCAGCCCCGAUAAAGGUGCCGUGGAGUUUGUAGACACGACUAAAGAUGUUGUUACUUCUAUCGAAUCUACCUCACAAACGACAAAUUUUAAAGUAACGGAACCAACAAUCUCAUCAGCUGCCGACCCGACCUUCAAAGCAACACUCACAAUAACCAAAGAACAAGAAAAUGAUCACGACUACAACCACAACUACCACCGCGACUUCUACCACGACUUCUACUAUGACUACUACCACAACAUCAACGACAAACACGCCUACUACCACGACUACAACAAAGACUACUACCACGACUACUACCACGACUACUUCCACGACAACAACAACGACUACAGCAACGACUACGACCACAACAUCGACGACAAGCACAACUACCACCACGACUACUACCACGACUACAACAACGACUACGACCACAACAUCAACGACAAGCACGACUACAAGCACGACUACAACCACGACUACAACAAAGACUACAACAACGACCACUACCACAACAUCAACGACAAGUACGACUACUACCACGACUACAACAACGACUACUACCACGACUGCUACCACGACUACAACCACGACUAUAACCACGUCUACAACAACCACUACUACCACAACAUCAACGACAAGUACGACUACUACCACGACUACAACAACGACUACUACCACGACUACUACCACGACUACUACCACGACUACAACCACGACUACAACCACGUCUACAACAACGACUACUACCACAACAUCAACGACAAGUACGACUACUACCACGACUACAACAACGACUACAACAACGACUACUACCACGACUACUACCACGACUACAACCACGACUACAACCACGUCUACAACAACGACUACUACCACGACUACUACCACGACUACAACAACGACUACGACCACAACAUCAACGACAAGCACAACUACCACCACGACUACUACCACGUCUACAACAACGACUACUACCACAACAUCAACGACAAGUACGACUACUACCACGACUACAACCACGACUACAACCACGUCUACAACAACGACUACAACAACGACUACGACCACAACAUCAACGACAAGCACAACUACCACCACGACUACUUCCACGACUACAACAACGACUACAACAACGACUACGACCACAACAUCAACGACAAGCACGACUACAAGCACGACUACAACCACGACUACAACAAAGACUACAACAACGACUACUACCACGACUACUACCACGACUACUACCACGACUACAACCACGACUACAACCACGUCUACAACAACGACUACUACCACAACAUCAACGACAAUCACUUCGAAUCUGAGCCUUCGGAAGCCUAUGAUUAUGUUACAUUCAAGUACGACACUGAAACAUCAACAUCAGGGACAACAACGUCCACACAGGAAACUUCGACUACAAGUCAAGAUAAAGUGGGCCCGAUCGAAAUUAAACUUGAAAAAGAUGACAAUUGGAGUGACGACCGCUUCGAAUCUGAAGUCAUGGAGAUAAUGCGAAUAACUCAGUCGAUUUGCUCUUCAUGUGAUCUCCAGUUAACAUCACCUGAAGGAGUAAUGCAUCUUCUUAUGUGGGAGAUUGCGGAAGAUCUUUUGCGGGAGAUAAAGUACAAUCUUCGUCGAUUAUACACUGACAUCGAAUUUGAAGAGCUUGGGAAAGACCUUCCAACCGAUUAUCUUAUUCGAAUCAAUGUUCAUGUUGGCACUUCUAUAGAAACAACAAAAGAUGAUCUUCUUUUUGGUUCAUCAGAAGCUCUCUUAGCGAUGUCGGAAGUGACAAACGUAAAAGUUAUCAAUGAACUUGACUCUGGAAACGCAAAAACUUUUGGAUUAGAGCUAUCUCUUCAAGUUGACUUGAAUAACUUUGACGAAGAACUGAUUAUCAAGAAAGUCGUGAGGCUUGUGGAGUCGUUAGAACAGUUUGACGCGGUGGUAAAAACAAGUGAAGUUGACUACUCUCCAAUAAUAGACUACGAUUACUUUAAUGAUGAGAAGGACCUCUCAAUACGCAAUAUCAAGGAUCAUGUUCAGCGAAAUUAA